Diabrotica virgifera virgifera (western corn rootworm) is the source of this 1685-nucleotide messenger RNA. RefSeq lists its product as uncharacterized. The record is from RefSeq and is a predicted model, not a curated record. The coding region runs from base 143 to 628 and encodes 161 amino acids. Lineage: Eukaryota; Metazoa; Arthropoda; Insecta; Coleoptera; Chrysomelidae. The transcript is spliced from 3 exons.
CCAUUUCAAUUGAAUUCCUGAUUUUUUGGCAACUUGAUUUCUACGUCUCAAUGAGUCGUCGAUGUGUCCUUUAGCUAGUGAUGUGGAUUUAUAUCCUUAUGUCGUUUUAAAGAUGCCCAUGUACCACUGUUGACAAGAAUACAUGCAAGAAGAUAUCAGAAAGGAAUUACCUGUAUACAAUUCCGGAUUGAAAGUUUUAACAACGCCAUCUCCUGGUUACGUCGGAUCACCUUACAGUGUUAUGGCUGCUAGUCCAUAUGAAGCUGUCAGUCCUAUGUACGCUCCUAACAUUUUAUCCCCUCCACUUCCUCAAAUGCAGUGGAAUAACGCCGCGCCUUCUACAGGUCCGUUGCCUUCCAUGGGAGCCUGGAAUAUUCCAAGUGCAAACUUAGCAGGUGGUUCAAACUUAGGAGGUGGUGCAAAUUUAGUAGGUGGCGAGCAGUUUAAUUCCCUCCAAAAUCUGGACAGUGGAGAAAUUGUGAGAUUAGGAUUAAUAGAUUCUCAGGCUUCAUUACCGAACUUGGACAUGUCGUUGUCGGACAUCGUACCAACAGAGGAUACAAACAUGACGGAUUCUAUAACAAAACUAGUGAAUUGUCGCAUUGACGAACUUACCAAUCUAAAUUAAGAUACAUUUUGUUUUGUUGAUAUUUUAGAUAAUAGUGAUUUUUACUAUUGGACGCACACGUGAUAAAUAUUUGAACAUUACAUUAAAUAUGUUAAUCAUUAUAGUACGUGCAGAAUCUCGUAAAUCGCCGAAGAAAUAUCUAGGGAUUUAAUUUGUUAAUGCUAGGACUGCUUCUGGUAGUACAACUAGGUUGGAAUAAUUUUCCCUCAUUCUGUGUCAAUGAGUUCGUUAUAAAAAACUGACAUCAUAUAAAUGAGAUGAACUUUCUUACAAACUUCCUAUAAUAUUUAUGUAAAUAUGCGAAAAAAUACGUUCUUCUUUCUUUUUAAAUUUUUAAAAAUAUGAUAUGUAGGCACUUAGCCAUAUUUGCUUGUUUCAAGACAAAAAAUUGAUUAGUUAACUAAUUACAUUCUCAAUAGUCUCUUCAAAAAUUGGUUCCUCAACAAAUAAGGGAAUGCAAUAUCGUUUGUGUGAAGUUAUGUUACUAGAAACUUAUAAACUUUUUUAGGCUUCGCCUAUGAGAUCAUGAAUUCAGUCCAGUACCAACACAUCUGAAUGUUAAAUUUGAAAAUCUGUAUUUUUGGAUCAGAUCUAUUAAGUGGCUUUGAAUUGGGCAACUAAAAUUUUAUUCUUUGAUCUACUAGUAUUGUCUGAACAAAAUACAAAAAUUUUGCAUUUAAAUCAUUGUGAGAUAUGCUGCUGAUUAUAUUCAUCUCCCGACUCACUAGUUGAGGAAAAUGUCUUUGAAGUACAACUUCAUUAGUAAAGUACAAUACACAAACCAUUUACUGCUUUUAUCAUUUAUUUCUCCUUAUGUACGCAUAUGCAGGUUUAACCAGCUUCUGUACUACUAUAUAUUAUUAACAAUAAUUUUGGGUUUCCGCCACGGUUGUGAACUAUCAACUUGUUACUAUGGACAAAGAAGUAGCUUGUGUGGGAAGUGCCUUAGAUGUUAAUUAUAUUAUUUAGAGUUUGUUAAUUAUAAAACAGUUAUUUUAAAUAGUGUUUAUAUUUGUUAACUUGUAGUUUAAAAAGUAUCCAAUGUUGAGAACCACAA